Molecule: messenger RNA, 2051 nt
Organism: Oryctolagus cuniculus (rabbit)
Lineage: Eukaryota; Metazoa; Chordata; Mammalia; Lagomorpha; Leporidae
Gene: MAX
Product: MYC associated transcriptional regulator X
Biological process (GO): positive regulation of transcription by RNA polymerase II
Cellular component (GO): RNA polymerase II transcription regulator complex
Molecular function (GO): protein dimerization activity; DNA-binding transcription factor activity
Source: RefSeq, a predicted model, not a curated record
AGGGGGCCGACCGGGCGUGCGUGCCGCCGUUGAUCCGGUGCUGCAGUGAGGAGGUGGUUCUCGCCCGUGUUGUGUGUGUGUGCGUGUGUGGGGGUGUGUGUGUGUGAGUGAGUGAGAGAGCGAGUGAGUGAGUGAGUGAGUGUGUGUGUGGGGGCACUUGGCUGCUUGUUGUCGGUGACUUCCCCCUCCCCUCCACCCUUCCCCCUUCCCGCCGCCGCCGCUGCAGUGGCCGCUCCCUGGGCCGUAGGAAAUGAGCGAUAACGAUGACAUCGAGGUGGAGAGCGACGAAGAGCAACCGAGGUUUCAAUCUGCGGCUGACAAACGGGCUCAUCACAAUGCACUGGAACGGAAACGCAGGGACCACAUCAAAGACAGCUUCCACAGUUUGCGGGACUCCGUCCCGUCACUCCAAGGAGAGAAGGCGAGCCGGGCCCAAAUCCUAGACAAAGCCACAGAGUAUAUCCAGUACAUGCGAAGGAAAAACCACACACACCAGCAAGACAUCGACGACCUCAAGCGGCAGAACGCUCUUCUGGAGCAGCAAGUCCGUGCACUGGAGAAGGCGAGGUCGAGUGCCCAACUGCAGACCAACUACCCCUCCUCAGACAGCAGCCUCUACACCAACGCCAAGGGCAGCGCCAUCUCUGCCUUCGAUGGCGGCUCGGACUCCAGCUCCGAGUCGGAACCGGAAGAGCCCCAAAACAGGAAGAAGCUCCGAGUGGAGGCCAGCUAAGCCGCGCGGGGCAGCCAGCAAUACAAACUGUCGGCCUCCCCCUCGCCUCGCCUCGGCUCCUCCCGGUCAUCGUUAGAGCCCUCACAACAAUUUAAGAGACUCUAUUUUUCUCUUUCUCUCUCUCUUUUUUUUUUUUGUUUUUUUUUUUAAUUUUUAUUUUUACGUAGAAGCUCUUGGACAACAGCUCGCGUCCUCCUUCCCCGUUCCCACUGUUUUUAAGAGAUGUGUUCCCUUCAGGGAUUCCCUGUCCCCACCAGGAGUUUUUAAACCAAAACAGCCCAACUUGGCAGCUUUUCCCUGGAGGACAGACGGCCGGCCGGCCCCCCGAGCACACGGCGGCCCACCCGCUGCGCCCGCCCGGCCGCUCCUCCUGGUCUCCCGCACCCGUGUUUGACAGACUUCGUGAAUCUGUGAACUGCUCUCCAGCGAGAAGAUGACCAAUCUGGAAUAAUCAGAAUGACGCCCCUCCUUUUUAAGGAUUUUUUUUCUUGAAAAGUUAUUUAUCGCUCCUGUCGCAAAGACCAGAUCCUGGGAGAAAUUCGUGGCAUAUGAAAGUGGGACAGAUUGGCAGCGCAGCUCUUCGGGCAUCUAUCACUGCUGCUUCUCUCACGAGCUGUGCAAGCCCGCGGUGCGGCCUGUGGGAGGCCCACGUGACAGUCUCGUGGUAUGUAUGGGAGACAGCAGCCGUGAAGCCGCCGCCACCAGCCAGUGGUGGGGGGCGGUUACUUGGGGGAGGGACAGGGAGGGCGGGUUGGGUGGGGUAGAGGUUUUGUAUUGAGGGCCAGUGAUGAUGUUUUGAUAUUUAUUUCCUGCUACUGAAAUUUGAAUCUGAUUGUCCCUACUUCUGAUGAUGUCGGUAUUGCAAAGCGACAGAUUCAUAAAGUAAUGAUCAAAUCUUCCUUUCCGUGUGUAUUUCUAAGAUAUAGAGCCAAUUGAUUUUUUUAUGUAAAUACCAAGAGCAAUUUACCUGGUACUAAACCCGCACCCCAGUGCGGAUCCCCCCGCCCUCCCGCAGCCCUGGCCCCACUCCCUUUCCUGCUGUCCAGGAACCUGUCUCCGCUGUGUGACCCGGCCCUGGUUCUGGCUGCGGUCAGCAGAUCCCAGUGAAGGCGUUUGUGUGUUGAGGUCUCAUUUCUUUGUCUUUUCCUACUCUGUUCCCGGCAUUUGCUGAUUUCUAGCGCAUACUCUGUAGUCUGUCUGUGUUUGAUUCCAUUCCAUGGAAAUAAAAGUAUGUUGUACAUACUGCUCAAGAGUUGUCCUGCAAGAUAAGGCUUCCCCCUUUACUAUAAGACUAUAAAUAAAAACUUAUUUUAUCCUU